AUGUCGUCGACCAAGGGUCUCGCUCUUGUUACCGGCGCCAACGGCUUCAUCGGAGCCCGAACUGUGGAGGCGUUCCUCCUAGGUGGCUAUUCAGUGCGCGCCGCCGUCAGAUCCCAAAAUUCAGCAGCAGGCCUUCUUGAUGCACUCCCGUCAUAUGCCUCGUCUGGCCAACUUUCCACAGCUACUGUCCCCGACAUCACGGCGCCAGGCGCAUUUGACAAAGCGGUCGAGGGCGUGACUACGAUUGCUCACCUCGCAAGCCCGGUCGACUUCACCAACACGAAUGCCGAACAAGUCAUCGGCACUGCUCUGAAAGGAACCCUCGGCAUUCUGGAAUCGGCCAUCGAACAGCCGGGCUUGAAGUCGUUCGUGUACAUGUCAUCCAUCGUCGCAAUCAGGGGCUCCAGCCCGCAGUAUCAGGGCCGCGUUGUCACCGAGGCGGACUGGAACGACGAGGCUGAAGAGGUGCUCCAGAAGGCAGGAAAAGACGCGGCCGGUCACCAGAUCUAUGUCGCGAGCAAGGUCAAGGCCGAACGCGCCUUUUGGGAGUUUCGGGAGAAGAACAAGAGCCGCAUCAACUUCAGCAUGACGGCGAUCAACCCGGUCUGGGUCGCGGGUCCGCCUUUGAUCCUGCCCAAAGACCCCCAGAAGCUGAGCGAUACUGCCAUCGUUGCGUAUCGUGUCAUGAACGGCGAUGAGUUGCCGCCGGUGGGACCGGGCAACGGGACGCACGUAGACGCUCGCGACGUCGGUCGGCUCGUUGUGUUUGCGGCCGAUAGACCGGAUGUUGCAGAUGGGCAACGUUUCAUCGCGGGUGGCAACGGGAACUUCGCCAACAUCCAGGCAUAUUGUGAUGUUCUGCGAAAGGCGUAUCCUGGGAGGAGAGAUGUCAUCAGAGAGGGAGAGCCGGGUAAGGGAUAUCUGGAAGACUACAGCGAGCCUCCCGACGCGAGGCGAGUUGAUGCAAGCAAAGCAGUAAAGGCGACGGGUCAGGGAUGGAUUCCGUUUGACAAGAUGGUUUUGGAUGCAGCAAAAUCUUACGAAAUGUACUUCUGA
Molecule: messenger RNA, 1056 nt
Organism: Colletotrichum spaethianum
Lineage: Eukaryota; Fungi; Ascomycota; Sordariomycetes; Glomerellales; Glomerellaceae
Exons: 1
Coding region: 1-1056 (351 amino acids)
Molecular function (GO): oxidoreductase activity, acting on the CH-OH group of donors, NAD or NADP as acceptor
Source: RefSeq, a predicted model, not a curated record